This is a messenger RNA of Plenodomus lingam JN3, 615 nucleotides long. RefSeq lists its product as uncharacterized. The record is from RefSeq and is a predicted model, not a curated record. NCBI's taxonomy places the organism in Eukaryota, Fungi, Ascomycota, Dothideomycetes, Pleosporales, Leptosphaeriaceae.
AUGUCGCCGCUUUCUGAAAGAGGUGCAUCCUUGGAUGAGCCGACACAGUCCUCUAAAGAGUCGGAUGGAGCUAUCAAGCGGGCACUGUCGGACAGCGAGUUGAACGAUAAAGAAGUGGAAAGCACAAAGCGUUUGAAGACGCAACAUCGCAGCACCGCGCUGCCUAUUCGCCAGAAGUCGCCGUCGACUAGUACACCCGUGCCUGAACUGUCUAAGGCUGAAAAUGACGACCAGGUAGUAGCAGGACUAGUUGCGCUCGUCCGCAACUCUGCCCUGGCUUCUCACCAGCACCUGCCAGUCCGGUCGUUCCUCGUUGCCAACAGUGCAACGUGCCGCGCAGCCCCGGCAGAGACGGUGACUCUCUGGAUGCAGAGGGUCAUGUGUCAGGUCCGAGCAGAAGAUGGCAUUGCAGCGAGACUCAACAAGGACCGAAGCGUUCUGCCUGGCUGGCCAAGGGACAACAUCAUCCCAGAACUCACUGGGCUGGUGCGCAAUGCAUGUCCACCUGCAUUGGAUGACAGUUGUGUGGGCGCGUACCUUCGCGAGGUCUACAAAGGAGUAGAGGAGGCGACUUUGGAGAAGGGGAUACGAUGCGUCGUGCAAAGGUUUCAGUGA